Penicillium lagena is the source of this 1005-nucleotide messenger RNA. RefSeq names its product putative aldehyde reductase (AKR1) (gene akr1). The record is from RefSeq and is a predicted model, not a curated record. Bases 1 to 1005 code for a protein of 334 amino acids. Gene Ontology annotation, cellular component: cytosol. The transcript has 10 exons. NCBI's taxonomy places the organism in Eukaryota, Fungi, Ascomycota, Eurotiomycetes, Eurotiales, Aspergillaceae. Gene Ontology annotation, molecular function: aldose reductase (NADPH) activity.
AUGUCUCUAGGCAAGAAGGUCACCCUCAACACCGGCCACCAGAUCCCCCAGCUGGGAUUUGGCACCUGGCAGUCGGCUCCCGGCCAGGUUGGUGAGGCUGUCUACGAGGCCCUGAAGGCGGGCUACCGUCACCUGGAUCUCGCCACGAUCUACCAGAACCAGCGCGAGGUUGCCGCCGGCAUCAAGCGCGCCUUCCAGGAUAUUCCUGGCCUGAAGCGUGAGGACCUGUUCAUCACGUCGAAGUUGUGGAACAGCCAGCACCGCCCGGAGGUUGUCGAGGCGUCGCUGGACGCGUGCCUGGCUGAGCUGGAGCUCGACUACCUGGACCUGUACCUGGUGCACUGGCCCGUCGCCUUCCAGAAGGGCGAUGACUACUUCCCUCUGAUUGCCAACAGCACCAUUGAGGGUGGCGAUGUUGUCAUUGACGAUGGCGUGUCCAUUGUCGACACCUGGAAGGCCAUGACCCAGCUCCCCAAGAGCAAAGUCCGCUCCGUCGGUGUCUCCAACCACACCAUUCCUCACCUCGAGGCCCUCAUCAAGGGCACCGGUGUCGUGCCCGCUGCUAACCAGAUUGAGCGCCACCCCGUGCUCCAGAGCAAUGACUUGAUUGAAUACUGCCAACAGAAGGGCAUCCACAUCACCGCGUACUCUGCCUUCGGUAACAAUAUGCUCGGUCUUCCGCUGCUUAUCACUCGCCCUGAGGUCAAGGAAGUCGCCGAGUCGGUUUCCAAGCGCACUGGCAGCGAGGUCACCGGUGCUCACGUCAUCCUCGCCUGGUCCCAGGUCGGUGGCCACAGUGUCAUCCCCAAGUCGGUUACGCCGUCGCGCAUCCGUGACAACUUCAAGGAGGUGGAGCUUACCCCGGAGGAGAUCCAGAAGGUCAGCGCUCUGGGCAAGGACCGGAGGCGCUUCAACACCCCUCUCACUGCCAACAAGCCGCGUUGGAACAUCAACAUUUUUGGUGAGCCCGAGGAGCAGUCUGCUGGCCACAAGGUCAUUGUUUAA